Molecule: messenger RNA, 2392 nt
Organism: Salpingoeca rosetta
Lineage: Eukaryota; Choanoflagellata; Craspedida; Salpingoecidae
Product: serine palmitoyltransferase
Exons: 14
Coding region: 464-2074 (536 amino acids)
Biological process (GO): ceramide biosynthetic process; sphingosine biosynthetic process
Cellular component (GO): serine palmitoyltransferase complex
Molecular function (GO): serine C-palmitoyltransferase activity; pyridoxal phosphate binding
Source: RefSeq, a predicted model, not a curated record
GACGCACCCUGCGCAGGACAGGAACGCACAAACGCUCCGACGCCAGCCAGAUCAACAACAACGUGCAACGCAAGAAGGGUGUGUGCGUGUGUGCGUGUGUGCGUGUGUGCGUGCGUGUGUGCGUGUGUGCGUGUGUUCCUCCUCCCCGACUUGCUGACUUGCUCGCUCUUGCCUUGCUUGGUACCGACACAAAAAGCAAAAAAGAGGUGCCAUCGUGCUUGCUUCGUACUUGUUGUGCCAACAGCGGCCACCACAGCGCGCACGCACGUGAUUGACUCCGUACCCGCGCCAGUGCAGCAGCAGCUGGUGUUCAGAGAAGACGAGGCACACGCGAUCACAGAACACGCCCUUCCCAAUCGCUCGCAACACCGCACCGCCACACACCACACACCGUGUACUUCUUUCUUGGUCUUUUCUUCUUCCUCCUGCGGCCUGCUCUUCUUGAUCUUCAGCGGCACCAGCAAUGAAGGCGACACGUGGGCCGGUUGUGCCUCAGGCGCGGAGCAACCGCAGCAGCGAGAGCAACGAUGCUACCGCCCCAACAAAGGCGCAGCAGCAAAUGACACAGGAGGAGUUUGAGCCAACACCCUUCUGGGUCGCGUUUGCCACGUACUUCAGCUAUGUGAUGCUCUUCCUGUUUGGCCUCUUGCGCGAUGCACUGCGUGCAAACAACAUCGAGGAGGUCAAGAGCGCAAAGGAACUGGACAAGCUCAAGGACUUUACGUCGCUGUACCACGGGUUUGAGUCGUUCUUCACGCGCAACAUGUACCGGCGGGUGCGGGACUGCUUCAACCGUCCCAUCUGCAGCGUCCCCGGCGCAACGCUCACGCUGGUGGAGCGCCGCACCGACGAUUACGGAUGGACUUUCACUGCCACGGGCGAGAAGAAGGAGUGCAUUAACCUCGGAUCCUACAACUACCUUGGUUUCGCAGAAAACCACGGUCCGUGUGCGGAUGCGACGAUUGAAGCCAUCAAGACGUUCGGCGUCACCGGCAGUUCCUCCCGCGCCGACCUCGGCACGACCACGCUGCACCGGCGCCUGGAGACGAGCGUCGCGCGCUUCGUUGGAAAGGAGGACGCUGUUGUCUUCGGUAUGGGAUUCGCCACAAACUCGACCAACAUGCCCGUCCUCGUCGACAAGGGCUGCCUGCUGCUGUCUGACGAGUUGAACCACGCGUCGCUUGUGCUCGGCGCGCGGCUGACGGGCGCCACCAUCAAGGUCUUCCGCCACAAUGACAUGGAGCACCUUGAAGGGCUGCUUCGCUCGUCCAUCAUCGAGGGGCAGCCCCGCACCGGCCGCGCGUGGAAGAAGAUUCUGAUUGUCGUUGAGGGCGUGUACAGCAUGGAGGGCUCGCUCGUCAACCUCCCCGAUGUCAUCCGCCUGAAGAAGAAGUACGGUGCGUAUGUGUACUUGGACGAGGCGCACAGCAUCGGCGCGCUCGGCCCAACCGGUCGUGGUGUUGUCGAGCACUUUGGCUGCGACGUGAACGACGUGGAUAUCAUGAUGGGCACGUUUACCAAGAGCUUUGGUGCCGCCGGCGGUUACAUCGCCGCAGACAAGGCCAUCAUCGACAGUCUCCGCGCCCACUCCCACAGCCAGCGGUAUGCGACGGCGAUGGCGCCGCCGGUCGCGCAGCAGAUUUUGUCGGCGCUCGCCAUCAUCAGCGGCGAAGACGGGACAACGCGAGGGCAAGAGCGGAUUCGGGCGCUUGCGCGCAACUCGGCGUACUUCCGCCAGGCCGCGCAGAAGAUGGGAUUCAUCGUCUACGGCAAUGACGCGUCCCCCAUUGUCCCCGUCCUCAUCUACCACCCGGCCAAGAACGCUGCGCUAUCUCGCAUGAUGAAAGACCGGGGCGUGGCCAUUGUUGUCGUCGGCUAUCCUGCCACGCCCAUUGUCGAAUCCCGUGCUCGCUUUUGCAUCUCUGCCGCACACACGCGCGAACAGCUCGACCAUUGCCUGCAGGCGCUCGACGAGUGUGCGGGCCUGCUUGGCCUCAAGUACUCGCUCGUGCAUCCCCCGCGAUCGUUUGCAGACGUCAAGGCCAUUGCUCACGAGGCGAGCGCACUUGUGUAACCGACCGCGCUGAUGCUGGUGCUGGUUGGUGGAGUGUGGAUGGAUUGGACAGUUGUCAGUUGACUUGGUUUUGGAUUGUGUAGUUUUGUUUACUUGUGUAGAGUGAAAGUGUGCUCUUCAUUUAUGUGCUGUGCAUGUGGACGUGUGUGUAUGUAUGUAUGCAUGUGGACGUGUGUGUAUGUGUGUGUGUGUUUGGAUGCCGACUUCUUCGGACCACCAUAAAGAAUCACCGAUUGAGACACGUUGAGAGAGAGAGAGAGUGUGUGUGUGUGAGUGUGUGUGUGUGUGUGUGUGUGUGUGUGAGUGUGUGUGUGUGUG